ACUCUUAGAGGAAAACAUAGGCAGAACACUCUAUGACAUAAAUCACAGCAAGAUCCUUUUUGACCCACCUCCUAGAGAAAUGGAAAUAAAAACAAAAAUAAACAAAUGAGACCUAAUGAAACUUAAAAGCUUUUGCACAGCAAAGGAAAUCAUAAGACGAAAAGACAGCCCUCAGAAUGGGUGAAAAUAUUUGCAAAUGAAGCAACUGACAGAGGAUUAAUCUCCACAAUUUACAAGCAGCUCGUGCAGCUCAAUAUCAAAAAACAAACAGCCCAAUCCAAAAAUGGGCAGAAGACCUAAACAGACAUUUCUCCAACGAGAUAUACAGAUUGCCAACACACACACGAAAGAAUGCUCAACAUCAUUCAUCAUUAGAGAAAUGCAAAUCAAAACUACAAUGAGAUAUCAUCUCACACCAGUCAGAAUGGCCAUCAUCAAAAAAAUCUACAAACAAUUAAUGCUGAAGAGGGUGUGGAGAAAAGGGCACCCUCUUGCACUGUUGGUGGGAAUGUAAAUUGAUACAGCCACUAUGGAGAAGAGUAUGGAGGUUCCAUAAAAAACUACAAAUAGAACUACCAUACGACCCAGCAGUCCCACUACUGCGCAUAUACCCUGAGAAAACCAUAAUUCAAAAGAGUCACAUACCACAAUGUUCACUGCAGCUUUAUUUACAAUAGCCAGGACAUGGAAGCAACCUCAGUGUCCCUCGACAGAUGAAUGGAUAAAGACGAUGUGGCACAUAUAUACAAUGGAAUAUUACUCAGCCAUAAAAAGAAACGAAAUGGAGUUAUUUGUAGUGAGGUGGAUGGACCCUAGUGUCUGUCAUACAGAGUGAAGUAAGUCAGAAAGAGAAAAAUAAAUACCGUAUGCUAACACAUAUAUAUGGAAUCUAAAAAAAACAAAAGAAUGGUCAUGAAGAACCUAGGGGCAAGACGGGAAUAAAGACGCAGACCUACUUGAGGAUGGACUUGAGGAUACAGCUUGUAAAAAUUAAAAUGAAUAAACUACGGCAAAGUUUUAGGAGAAAGAAAGAUGUUUAUGUUCCAGAGGCCAGUCGUCCACAUCAGUGGCAGACAGAUGAAGAAGGAGUUCGUACUGGAAAAUGUAGCUUCCCAGUUAAGUACCUUGGGCAUGUAGAAGUUGAUGAAUCAAGAGGAAUGCACAUCUGUGAAGAUGCUGUAAAAAGAUUGAAAGCUGAAAGGAAGUUCUUCAAAGGCUUCUUUGGAAAAACUGGAAAGAAAGCAGUUAAGGCAGUCCUGUGGGUAUCGGCAGAUGGACUCAGAGUUGUGGAUGAAAAAACUAAGGACCUCAUAGUUGACCAGACAAUAGAAAAAGUUUCUUUCUGUGCCCCAGAUAGGAACUUUGAUAGGGCCUUUUCUUACAUAUGUCGUGAUGGCACAACUCGGCGCUGGAUCUGUCACUGCUUCAUGGCUGUCAAGGACACGGGUGAAAGGCUGAGCCACGCAGUGGGCUGUGCUUUUGCAGCCUGUUUAGAACGUAAGCAGAAGCGGGAGAAGGAAUGUGGAGUGACUGCUACUUUCGAUGCCAGUCGGACCACUUUCACAAGAGAAGGAUCAUUCCGUGUCACAACAGCCACUGAGCAAGCAGAAAGAGAGGAGAUUAUGAAACAAAUCCAAGAUGCUAAGAAAGCUGAAACAGAUAAGACAGUUGUUGGUUCAUCAGUGGCCCCUGGCAACACUGCCCCAUCCCCAUCCUCUCCCACCUCUCCCACUUCGGAUGCUACUGCCUCUCUGGAGAUGAACAAUCCUCACGCCAUCCCACGCCGGCACGCACCAAUUGAACAACUUGCUCGCCAAGGCUCUUUCCGAGGAUUUCCUGCUCUUAGCCAGAAGAUGUCACCCUUUAAACGCCAACUAUCCCUGCGCAUCAACGAGUUGCCUUCCACUAUGCAGAGGAAGACUGAUUUCCCCAUAAAAAAUGCAGUGCCAGAGGCAGAAGGGGAAGCGGAGAGUAUCAGCUCCCUGUGCUCGCAGAUCGCCAGUGCCUUCAGCACACCCUCCGAGGAUCCCUUUUCAUCCGCCCCAAUGACCAAACCAGCGACAGUGGUGGCACCACAGUCUCCUGCCUUUCAAGCUAAUGGCACUGACUCAGCCUUCCAUGUGCUUGCUGCUAAGCCAGCCCAUACUGCUCUAGCACCCGUAGCAAUGCCUGUGCGUGAAACCAACCCUUGGGCCUAUGCCCCUGAUGCUGCUAACAAGGGAAUUGCAGCCACACAUUCGGGGACCGAGUGGGGUCAAUCUUCUGGUGCUGUCUCUCCAGGUCUCUUCCAGGCUGGUCACAGACGCACUCCCUCUGAGGCCGACCGCUGGUUGGAAGAGGUGUCCAAGUGCGUCCGGGCUCAGCAGCCCCAGGCCUCAGCUGCCCCUCUGCAGCCAGUUCUCCAGCCUCCUCCGCCCAGUGCCAUCUCCCAGCCAGCGCCACUUUUCCAAGGAAAUGCAUUCCUCACCUCUCAGCCUGUGCCAGUGGGUGUGGUCCCACCCCUGCAGCCAGCCUUUGUCCCUGCGCAGUCCUAUCCUGUGGCUAACGGGAUGACCUAUCCAGCCCCGAAUGUGCCUGUGGUGGGCAUCACUCCCUCCCAGAUGGUUGCCAACAUGUUUGGCACUGCAGGCCACCCUCAGGCUGCCCAACCCCAUCAGUCUCCCAACCUGGUCAAGCAGCAGACAUUCCCUCAGUACGAGACAAGCAGUGCUACUGCCAGUCCCUUUUUUAAGCCUCCUGCUCAGCACCUCAACGGUUCUGCAGCUUUCAAUGGUGUAGACGAUGGCAGGUUGGCCUCAGGAGACAAGCACACAGAGGUUCCUGCAGGCACCUGCCCAGUGGAUCCUUUCGAAGCCCAGUGGGCCGCAUUAGAAAGCAAGUCCAAGCAGCGUACUAACCCCUCCCCCACCAACCCUUUCUCCAGUGACUUACAGAAGACUUUUGAAAUUGAACUUUAAGCAGUCCUUAUGGUUUACGUAUUUUGUCUGUACUUAGGCAAGGGCGGAGGGUGGAGGUCAAAGGAGCAAAGGGGACUUUGUGUUCCCAACCAGUAUGCUUUUCACUAAUCCCAGAGGUCCCCCGGAGCAUGUCCAGGCAUAGAGUGCUGAAGGGGUGAUUGAAAAAAGUGGAGAAAACCAUUCCUAGAGAAGAGCUGUCUUGCAGUUAGACUAAAGAAGUUAAGGAAAUGUUACCCUCUGCCCCCCUCUUCCUCCCUCAGCCCCUCACAAAUCUCUGGCAACAGAGAGGCAGAAGUAUCUGAACAGGAACCUGUAUUCAAAGCACAUUUACUGGAAUAUAAAACACAACGGGAAGCAAAACGAUCUCCCUUUGUUUUUCAGGCCAUUCACCUGCCUCCUCUCAGUACUGGCCUGUCUUAAAGAUCAAAAACAGGGUGGCCUGUGCUUGGGCUGGGGACAAGAGGCAGGCUGUGCUGCCAGAAUUCCCAGGAGGGCGCAUCAGGAGCCACCCAGCAGAGCUAUAUUUUAGGGGUAAAGUUGAGCUUCCAUUUUGAGUAAGAAUAAAUAUUAUAAAUAUAUAUCAAAAAGCCAAAAUCUUUAUUUUUAUGCAUUUAGAAUAUUUUAAAUAGUUCUCACUAUUAAAAAGUUGUAUGAGUUGUAAGUAAUCUUGCCAAAGGUAAAGGGUUAGCUGUAAGAAAUUGUACAUAAGAUUGAUUUAUCAUUAUGCCUAUUGAAGUAAAAAGAGGAAGGGUUGGAAGUUGCAGACGGGAUCCCUAGCUUACGUGGUAUCAUUUACUGUAAGUAGCACAUUGCAACAACAAUCAUGCUUAUGACCAAUAUAGUCAACUAGGUUGUAGUUUUAAAUAAAGAGCAGUAUUGUCCUGGUUUUAAACCU
This is a messenger RNA of Physeter macrocephalus (sperm whale), 3852 nucleotides long. It is a transcript of the gene NUMB, whose product is annotated as NUMB endocytic adaptor protein. Gene Ontology annotation, cellular component: cytoplasmic vesicle; cytoplasm; basolateral plasma membrane. The transcript is spliced from 11 exons. Gene Ontology annotation, biological process: positive regulation of neurogenesis. The record is from RefSeq and is a predicted model, not a curated record. Bases 963 to 2957 code for a protein of 664 amino acids. NCBI's taxonomy places the organism in Eukaryota, Metazoa, Chordata, Mammalia, Artiodactyla, Physeteridae.